Malaya genurostris is the source of this 1674-nucleotide messenger RNA. RefSeq lists its product as uncharacterized. The transcript has a single exon. Gene Ontology annotation, biological process: GPI anchor biosynthetic process; protein localization to plasma membrane. The record is from RefSeq and is a predicted model, not a curated record. Gene Ontology annotation, cellular component: endoplasmic reticulum; membrane. The coding region runs from base 107 to 1513 and encodes 468 amino acids. Gene Ontology annotation, molecular function: glucosaminyl-phosphatidylinositol O-acyltransferase activity. NCBI's taxonomy places the organism in Eukaryota, Metazoa, Arthropoda, Insecta, Diptera, Culicidae.
GUGAAAUUUGACACCAAAUCGGUGUGAAAAAUUAUAUUUUUCCUAUUUAGCCGCUAUUUAAUAGUCAUUGUUUUGGUUCAGUGAUAAAUUCGUUCUAUUUGUGGCCAUGGACCCGGUCAAGUACAAAAUACUACACGAAAAUUCAAUGCAGAACAAUAAUGGCACAUCGGCGUUGAACGUGUUUCUGCACAUCGUGCCAUCGUUUUUCACCAGUUUCCACACAAUUCAGCUUAUCUCUGCAACCGCAAUCGCACAAAUUCCUGCUCGGUUUUUAUUAGAAUUUUUCCUGAUAGUAUUUCCCUUUGUACUAAUGGUUACAGUACUGAGCCAGCUGGUCAGCAACAUUUCCAUUGCUCUACUACUGAUAACUGUCAUAUCAUCACUUCAACAAAUGAGACACAAAACCCACCUGAUGCCGUUUGUACAAAUUCCGGGUAGAAAACCACAGUUUAUAACUGCAGCGAGGGCACUCAUAAAUCUAAUGACAGCAAUUUGCAUAUUAGCGGUUGAUUUCCGUAUUUUUCCCCGAGAACUGGCUAAAACAGAAUCGUUUGGAUUCGGAUUGAUGGACGUAGGAGUUGGGCUCUAUGUGUUCAGCAAUGGAAUCGUUUAUAAGCCGGACAAAGAUCAAAAGCUGAAUCUGAUACGAGUGCGGAGCGUUCUAUUAGGUACAUUACCGUUGAUCGCACUAGGAGUUGGACGCUUCUUCGUUACACAGGAAAUUGACUAUCAGCAGCAUGUUUCCGAAUAUGGAGUGCAUUGGAAUUUCUUCAUUACAUUGGCUAUCGUUAAGAUUGCUGGUACAUUUAUUAUGGAUGUUAUAAAAGAUCCGGAAAUUGCCAAAUUUAUUGCUAUAACCAUUUUAUGCUGCCACGAAAUGAUGCUGCACCUUGGAGUAUCUCGUUACGUUCUCAGCGAAAACACCAAGAGAUCUAAUUUUGUGGAAGCAAACCGAGAAGGUAUCGCGUCUAUACCUGGAUAUGUUGCACUAUAUUUGGCAUCGACCAACGUAGGAUCUGUAAUGCGACCGUCGGUUGAAAUUCAACCUGCUAAGAAAUUCAUCAAACAAGCCAUCAAACUCAGUAUCGUGGCCGGUGUUUGCUGGAAAAUGAUUUAUGUAUGUGAAGAUAUGUUUGGAGUGUCCCGACGACUUGCCAACAUGGGAUACGUUUUUUGGAUUCUGUCCAUCGGAACCACAAUGUGCGCUCUGUUUAUGUAUUGUGAAGUUUUCAUCUACUUCGUGCGGUUCGAGGAACCAAAAUCGCCAGAUCAGAUCAUGAAGGGUGACGAUUUUUGCAUCUGGUACAUUCCACUGAUAUUCGAGUCAAUCAACAGCAAUGGGUUAGUAUUUUUCCUCGGCGCCAACUUACUAACCGGACUGAUCAAUAUGGUUUUCCAAACGUUGCUACUGGAGCCGCCGGCGGCUUUGACCAUCAUAAGCUACUACAUUUUCAUGCUAUGCGUUGUGACUGUUUUUAUGCACGUUAAUAAAAUCAGGCUGAAGAUUUGGUAAGAGCUCAGGAAGAUGGUUGUCGAUUCUAGUCAUUGAGGACAAAACCUUAAACCAACUAAUUUUAAGCACAUUCGCAUUGACAUUUUGCUCUGAAAGACUGUUCAUAACACUUGAAUGUAAGAAUUUACAAUUUACAAAGCGUAUUGUAGAAUAAAACCACA